Messenger RNA from Dioscorea cayenensis subsp. rotundata (Guinea yam), 1687 nucleotides. RefSeq names its product ACT domain-containing protein ACR8-like. The record is from RefSeq and is a predicted model, not a curated record. NCBI's taxonomy places the organism in Eukaryota, Viridiplantae, Streptophyta, Magnoliopsida, Dioscoreales, Dioscoreaceae.
UGCUUCCUUCUCUUUCUCCAACGCCCUCGAUUCCAGAACACAAGAGCUCUCUUCCUCUCUUCUCUCUUCUCCGGCGAACUUGCCGGCAUGGACUGGUGCUUGGAUGAGUAUGAGAAGUUCGUCACAAGGAUGAACACCCCGAGGGUAGUCAUCGACAAUGCUGUUUGCCCCACGGCCACACUUGUCAAGGUGGAUAGCGCUCGCAAACAUGGCGUCCUCCUUGAAGCUAUUCAGGCGCUUGCUGACCUAAACCUUUCAAUUAACAAGGCUUACUUCUCCUCUGAUGGCCGCUGGUUCAUGGACGUCUUCCAUGUCACUGACCACCUCGGCCGGAAGCUCGCCGACGACCGCGUUAUUUCGUAUAUCGAGCGGUCUUUGGGCACUGGUGGCUCAGCGAGAUCUGAAGUUCUUAAUGGCUUCACAGCUUUGGAACUCACCGGCACCGACCGCCCAGGACUGUUAUCGGAGGUCUUUGCCGUCCUUUCCGACCUCCAAUGUGGCGUAUCCGACGCCACCGUCUGGACUCACAACGGCCGGAUCGCGUCCCUCGCCUUUAUCAAGGACGAGGGUGGCUCUGAUUCCCCGAUUGCCGACGAUGCGCAGAGGAUCCAGUGCAUUGAAGCACGGCUUAGGAAUGUGCUCAAAGGGGAUGACGACAUUCGCAGCUCCAGGGCCACCGUUUCGGCUGCGGCUACAGUGGUUGGUGUGAACGCUGAUCGAAGGCUGCAUCAGAUGAUGUUCGAGGACCGGGACUACGAAAGAUUUUCGACUGGCGGCGAGGAGUCCUGCUCGGCGCCAUCCGUCUCUGUUCAGAACUGGAUCGAGAGGGGGUACUCAGUCGUGAACGUUCAGUGCCGGGAUCGCCCGAAGCUCUUGUUCGACAUUGUUUGCACCCUGACGGACAUGGAGUACGUCGUCUUUCAUGGAACUAUCGACACCAAAGGAGAUAGAGCUCACCAGGAAUUUUACAUUCGUCACAAGGAUGGAACUCCGAUCAGCUCAGAGGCUGAGCGGCAGCGUGUGAUUCAGUGCUUGCAAGCUGCUAUUGAGCGAAGAGCAUCCGAGGGAUUGAUACUCGAACUAUGUACAGUCCAUCGACGAGGUUUGCUCGCCGAUGUAACACGCACAUUCCGUGAAAAUGGUCUUUCAGUGACAAGAGCAGAGGUCUCAACUCGAGACAAUAUAACAGUGAAUGUGUUCUAUGUCACUGGCUCCGCCGGCCACCCGGUCGAUCUCAAGACCAUUGCUGGCAUACAACAGAGAAUCGGAGCUGGCGUACUCACAGUCAAGGAAGAACCACGGGAACAGGUCUGCCAGAAGAGACCUGACCGCGAAGAGGCCACCGGGGUUGGGCUUUUCUAUUUAGGCAGUUUAGUUAAGAGGAAUCUAUUCAACUUGGGGCUCAUUAGAUCCUGUUCUUAGGACCACUUCAAGGUAUCUUAUCUCUUUGUGCAGAAUAUCAUUCCUUUACUUCAAUUAAACAGUGGUUGGGUUUUUGUGUUUGUGUGUACAUAUGAGAAAAAGAAGGAUUCAAAGUUUACAAGAGAAUAGAACCAUCUGAUUAUUAUUGUCUUGCCAUUGAAUCUUUUUUGUACAUUGUGGGAAAACAGGGAACUAUUUAGUACUACUGAUGCUUCAUGAGUUUGAUUUGAUUCUGUCUCCAAUGUGGACAGAAUGCUUAGUCUCA